UGUAAAGUAGAGGAUUUUUUGCUCUCAAUAGUUCAUUGUCUAGCAUGUUGCCAGUGCAGUGUGCCAUAGAUCUGUAGCUGCUGCCAUGUGUAUGGUGCAUGUCUCUCCUAGCAGUGUGCCCUCUAUGAGCAGCCAUGGCUAUACAAGCAAUCCAGAGCACAGGAUACCAGUUCAGGAGGAUCCUCACCUAUUUCCCACAGGACAUCAGCCUUGCCUUUGCAUAUGGGUCAGGCGUGUUCAGGCAGUCGGGCACUGCUCACAACAAUGUUGGGAACAAUAUGCUGGACUUUGUCUUCGCGGUUGAUGACCCAGUUACAUGGCAUACAAUGAAUAUCAAACAAAACCGUGCUCAUUAUUCUGUCUUGAAGUACUUGGGCCCCAGACACAUCACAACUAUACAGAAUGACUAUGGUGCGGGAGUUUAUUAUAACACCAUAGUACCUUGUGAUGGGAAAGUUAUAAAGUAUGGUAUUGUCAGCACAGACAGACUUGUGGAAGAUUUACUUCACUGGAAGACUUUGUACAUUGCUGGACGAUUACAUAAGCCGGUUAAAAUAUUAACACAGAAGGAGAAUGGCCGCCUCCGCACAGCCCUUAACGCCAAUUUGAAAAGCGCUUUGACUGCAGCCUUUCUGAUGCUGCCGGAGAGUUUUACUGAGGAAGAGCUGUAUCUGCAAAUAGCUGGACUCUCCUACUCUGGUGAUUUUCGAAUGAUAAUUGGUGAAGAUAAAGCCAAAGUGUUGAACAUUGUUAGGCCCAAUGUUGCCCAUUUCCAGAAACUGUUCAGUAAUAUCCUGCAGGAGUGUUCACAAGCCGUGUACAAAGCACCAACAGGCAGAGUAGAGAUCGAUAAGAGCCCAGAGGGUCAGUUUAUACAAUUAAUGGCAUUACCAAAGACAUUACAGCAGAAGAUAACGCUUCUUGUAGAUCCUCCUGGGAAAAAUCGAGAUGUGGAAGAAAUGUUACUACAAGUGGCACAUGAUCCAGACUGUGGGAGUGUUGUGCAGCAGGCUAUUUGUGGCAUUGUAAAGUCAUCCAGUUUGACUCAAAGUACAAAGGGAAUCCUCACUGCCGGACUCAAGAAGACUGUAUCAUACAGCGCGAAGAAAAUUUACAAAAUGGUGAAAAGUCUUUUAAGAAAGAAGUCUUGAUUCUUUUUAUUGUUUUCCUAUUUUAUUAAAUGUUUAAGAUGUUGUGUUCAACAAAAUAUAUUAAAAAAAAAAAAAAUAAACACAUCAGGCAAAUCAUAAACCUUAAACAACGCUAUAUAAUGUGUUAUACUUGAGGAACCUG
This is a messenger RNA of Pelobates fuscus (common spadefoot toad), 1293 nucleotides long. RefSeq names its product TAM41 mitochondrial translocator assembly and maintenance homolog (gene TAMM41). Gene Ontology annotation, molecular function: phosphatidate cytidylyltransferase activity. Gene Ontology annotation, biological process: cardiolipin biosynthetic process; CDP-diacylglycerol biosynthetic process. The record is from RefSeq and is a predicted model, not a curated record. The transcript has 9 exons. Gene Ontology annotation, cellular component: mitochondrion. The coding region runs from base 135 to 1151 and encodes 338 amino acids. NCBI's taxonomy places the organism in Eukaryota, Metazoa, Chordata, Amphibia, Anura, Pelobatidae.